ACUGCGUGUUCGUCGUCGUGUUUGUGCGCUUGCUGCAAGACUCGAUCUUAUAGAAUGGAGGCGUUUGAAUUCAUCGCCUUUAAUAUCUUUUCCUUAAUCUUUUUGACAGCGUGCGAGCCUAUUAUUGGGAAUGUUCCUCUCUAUGCAACCAAAACAGGCUAUGAUAUCUCUAUAGAAACUACAGGCAGAGUGAACAACGUCGAGAAAUAUUGGUUGGAGUUGGCGAGAUCUACCGGUGCCAGCGUUCCAGAAGGCCUGGAAAAUUGCACACCUCACGGCGUGUAUGCUGUCUACCGACACGGUACACGCUACCCGAGUGACGGUGACAUCGAAGACGUCCACAACAUCAUCGAUCGGCUGCGAAGCACAGACGUCAAUCCUGAAUUCCAGUACCUCCGAGAUGCUGUCAAAAUCCCCUUGUCCAAUGCAUCGCAGCUUGCCGAAACUGGUUAUAGAGAAAUGAGGGAACUAGCAGCGAGAAUGGCCAACCGUUUCCCCGUGCUUUUCCCGGACAGUGAUGUUGACCUUUCCCGCUACUCGUUCCAAAGCACGGGGAAAACACGCACCAUCGACAGCGCGCGUGGUUACAUCCAAGGCGUGGUCGGGGAACAACAAAUCUGCAAAACAAACUACUCUGAGAGAUCCUUUACUGUCAAUUGUACAGAAAAUGAUGGAACACAGACUCCAACCUCGACAACUGUGCCGCAUAAUCCUAUUGACGAUGACCUCCUGUUGAGGUUUUAUGAUGUUUUUGAGGAUUGCACGGAGGCAAUAAAUGGAGGCAGGACUGAUCGGGAGCAAGAUGAGUUCCGAGAUGGGUCAGACGUCGGGGAAGUUUGGCAGAGGGUUGCUGAGAGGUUAGCUGGACCGGGACGUGGCACUUGGAAUAUCUCAAGAGAGGAAGUGAUUUUGCUCACUGAAAUCUGUGGUUACGACCUUACCCUGAAUAACGACAAUGAAACCUGGUGUAAGCUAUUUGAAACUCAAGACCUCUACGCCCCAGAAUACCACUCUGACUUAAAGAAUUACUGGAACAAAGCCUAUGGGUUUAGCAUCAACUACAGAAUCAGCUGUACACUUGCCAACGAUGCUCUCAAAUAUCUACAGGAUAGAGUAGAUAAUCCGACGCAAUCUCCUCUAGGUAACUUCAAAUUUGCCCAUUCAGAAACCAUCGUUCCUCUACUAGCCCUCCUGGAUCUAUUUGAUGAGCCCCUUCCACUCCUAGCAUCAAACUUCCUGGAGAACAUCAACAGGACCUUCCGAGCAGCCCACAUGUCGCCGUUUGCUGCCAACGUGGCGUUUGCCUUAUACGGCUGCACCACUGACUCUGCUGUGACAUACCGUGUGCAGAUGCUCCUCAACGAAAGCCCCGUUCAGUUAGAGUUUUGCGAGGGCCAGUUCUGCACCUUGGAGGAAUUUCAGGCAGGAAUUGAGGCUAGGAUUGGGACUUGUGACUUCACAGAAGAAUGCGCUGAAGCACUACAAGACAGGACAACUCCAAACCCAGGGGGCAGUGGGGCUGACAUCAACUACUCGGUCUGUUUGCAAUUCCUCCUGGCAUAUGUCAUGUUAGUUGCAUUGUCUUUCACUGGGGCUAAUUAGGUAAACAAAAUGUAGAUGUUGACAAGAUUUUAUGUACAUAAAGAAAUAGGUCACAAGAUUGACAAAGCUUCGCAAGAAAACAGUUAAGGCUCGUGCAUGCUUCUUUCCUAGUACUGGUAUAUUAUUAUGUUACACACUUAUAAAUGAACUAAAGUUUUAUAAUCAUUAUAAUUAUGCAUGUAAUACUAACAAUGUUUACAUAUUUUUUUCUCCGGAGUACUAAAAAGACGCAUUUCACCUCAAUUCUUUCCCCACUAUUGAGCAACUCUCAGACAUAUUUAAAAUAUAUAUAUAUACAAAUGUAGGUUAUAUUUUAUGAAAAGAAAAUUAUCAGUUUGAUGAAAAAAUGUUUUUAAUGUUUUAACGUGGUUUUUAAUUAAAAAACUAAUAUGUAUCUGUGGAUAAUCUUGCAAGGCAAGUGCAUAUAUUGCCAGCAACUUUGCCAAGGAUAACAUGUACUUGACAAUCACUAGUUUUGUACUGUGGGAUAACAUGUACGAUUUCUGCAUACAUCAACCAAAUUCUCAUUCGACUCUUUUAUAAAAGGGCUAUUAAAAUAUUUAAGGAUAUUAUGAAUCAAAAUGAGCGGAAACAAUUUAAAUGCUGGGGAAAAAGAGAGGGCUAUUAAAAUAUUUUAGGACAGUAUAAAUCAAAAUGAACGGAAACAAUUUAAAUGCUGAGAAAAAAAAGAGAAACAGUUUCAAACUUUCAGGGGAAAUUAAAUGCUACUGUUAUUUUUGAUAAAAAUAUACAUGUAUGUUGUUUUUGUUCAGUUACUUUUGAUUAUGUGUAUUGAUUGUUUAUUGCCAAAUUAUUUUAAGACAAUGAUGCAUGAAUUUGCUUACACUUUAUUAAUGUUGCAAUGCAAUAAAUUCAAAGUGUGCUUGAAAAUCUUGGGAAGAGUCAGAUCCUUUAAGACUUCAAAAGAUGAAACAUUAAUGACGAUAUCGUCAAGACCCACAAGGACCACAAAAAAAAAAAAAUUAUGUGAUAAAAUUAUGUCUUUGGUUCUUCUGCUUCAUUUUAUUGAAAAAUAGACAAACGGCAAAAGUUGCCUUCUCCUAAUUCCGUCCACUUACAUUGGUUGUUAUAAUCUCACCAAAUGCACGAAACAAAAAGUCAACAAACAUUUGACUUCAAGAUGCAUCAAAAGCUACAACAAACACUUCACUUCAGUGUGACAAAGAAAACUAUUUACAUACUUUUUAACGAGACUAGCUCACAAAGGGAUGAAAGCCUAAAUAUCUUACAUGUAUACAAUUAAUGCACAUGACCCAAUGGACAACAAAAAUCUGUUUUAUAUAAAUUUUCACAUUUUUGUUUGUUACAAAUGACACUACACACUAUAUUUCUGACAAAUAUUCUCAAUUGACUUUGAGCGUGAACUGAACCCAGUGAUUCAUAAACACCAACAUCUGGGUCAUUUGUGAAAACAUGGCAAAUCUUCACGCUGUGGCUUUCAGAAGGCCCAUGGAUGCUGGAGCUAUGGAUUAAUCUGGGCAAUGGAGCUUAGUGUUUGAAGUCACAGCCACUUUCAUGUGGACUAACAAUGUCACUUGAUGCAGUGCAACUGCCACACCCAGAAUUUCAUAAAUGACAAUGGAUUACAUCACCUUAAUUGCUAAACCUUCAUGUACCUAUUGUCUUCUGUCUACAGUUCCUGAAGUACUGUUAGAAUAAUAAAAUGCGGCAUAUGACUGGAUUCAGUA
This is a messenger RNA of Patiria miniata (bat star), 3311 nucleotides long. RefSeq names its product multiple inositol polyphosphate phosphatase 1-like. The transcript is spliced from 3 exons. Gene Ontology annotation, molecular function: acid phosphatase activity; inositol phosphate phosphatase activity. Bases 55 to 1602 code for a protein of 515 amino acids. The record is from RefSeq and is a predicted model, not a curated record. NCBI's taxonomy places the organism in Eukaryota, Metazoa, Echinodermata, Asteroidea, Valvatida, Asterinidae.